Molecule: messenger RNA, 872 nt
Organism: Culex quinquefasciatus (southern house mosquito)
Lineage: Eukaryota; Metazoa; Arthropoda; Insecta; Diptera; Culicidae
Product: T-complex protein 1 subunit gamma
Exons: 2
Coding region: 207-635 (142 amino acids)
Source: RefSeq, a predicted model, not a curated record
UUCAUCGACCGUUGGUUGCGCUGGAUGCGGUGGAGACGGUCAUGAUGCCGAGAUUGGUCGCACCAAGAUCGACGAGUGGACCGACUUUAGCAAGCUGCUGAUGGAGGAACGUGUGGCCAAGAUGUGUAUCGUUUUGAUUGCCCUCAAGCCGGGCGUCGUUUUCACCGAGAAAGGCGUCUCCGAUCUGGCCCACCACUUCCUGUUGAAUGCCGGAAUCUAGGCGAUUCGCCAGCUUCAUAAAACCAAAGACACCGGGUAUUAGCACGCCAACCAUCGUUAACCAAACGGAGGAACUCACCAAGAAGGAAGGGAACGGUACCGGUCUGUUCGAGAUCAAAAAGGUGGACGACGAAUACUUCUGCUUCGCCACGGAACGUACUAACCCCAAAGCCUGGACCAUCUCUUCCAUGGUGCCUUCAAGGACAAGUCUGCCGAAACUGGCCAAUCGAGCAGCAAAAAAGCGAAUAGUGACCCAUCCCGGCGAGGCGAGGGAACCUGUAGACAGCUUUUGUGUGCGCAUCAACACCGCCCGGCUUCCUGGCAUCCCCCGGCUGGGAUCUCCCCUAGCAGUCCAGCAGGUAGCACGGCGGAACCCCCGGCAGCCAAAGGACGGAAAACAAGCCAACCAUCCUUGAUCCGGUCUCUAACAGUCAUGCCGUCACAGCCACAGUUUACGUCCUGUCCAAAAUCACUCAGAUUGGAACCGGCGGAAAAGAGGGCCAACCCCUCUGAGCAACCAGACACUCCGGAACAUCAAGCACGACUACCGAGAGGAACCAGCUAGCCUCCAGAGUUUGCAAAGAACCAUGGCACAAAGUCACUGCAGUUUAAGGUCCACCAAAUCAAUGUAAAUUGGAGAAAAACGAAAAAAA